Messenger RNA from Coprinopsis cinerea okayama7#130, 1251 nucleotides. RefSeq names its product ER-derived vesicles protein ERV46. The record is from RefSeq and is a predicted model, not a curated record. Gene Ontology annotation, cellular component: COPII-coated ER to Golgi transport vesicle; endoplasmic reticulum membrane; Golgi membrane. NCBI's taxonomy places the organism in Eukaryota, Fungi, Basidiomycota, Agaricomycetes, Agaricales, Psathyrellaceae. The coding region runs from base 1 to 1251 and encodes 416 amino acids. Gene Ontology annotation, biological process: endoplasmic reticulum to Golgi vesicle-mediated transport; retrograde vesicle-mediated transport, Golgi to endoplasmic reticulum. The transcript is spliced from 9 exons.
AUGGCAAGGGGUUUCUUUUCAACGUUGAAAGGCAUCGACGCCUUUGGCAAAACAACAGAAGAUGUCAAAGUCAAGACUAGGACUGGCGCUUUCUUGACCUUGCUCUCUGCUGCCAUUAUCCUCGCUAUUACGACUAUGGAAUUCUUCGACUACAGGAAGGUCUUCAUUGACACCUCUAUCGUAGUCGACAGGAGCCGAGGAGAGAAAUUGACCGUGAACUUGAAUGUGACCUUCCCCAAGGUCCCCUGCUACCUUCUCAGUUUGGAUAUCAUGGACAUCAGCGGUGAAGUCCAACGCGACAUCUCACACAAUGUUCUCAAAGUACGAUUGGACCGAAGCGGCAAAGAAGUGCCCGGAUCGCAUACCGCAGACCUCUCUGCCGACGUUGAGAAGCUGUCCCAUACGAAGAAGGAAGGAUAUUGCGGCUCUUGCUAUGGUGGACUGGAACCUGAAAGUGGCUGCUGCAACACUUGCGAGGAUGUCAGGAUGGCCUAUGUGAACCGUGGAUGGAGUUUCACCAACCCCGAUGCUAUUGAGCAAUGUCGAAACGAAGGAUGGGCAGAUAAACUCAGAGACCAAGCCGACGAGGGAUGCAACAUCUCUGGCCGAAUCCGUGUCAACAAGGUCAUUGGCAACAUCCACAUGUCACCUGGUCGUUCCUUCCAAUCCAACUCGCGAAAUAUCUAUGAACUCGUGCCAUACCUCCGUGACGACCAAAACCGCCAUGACUUCUCGCAUAUCAUUCACCAUUUCGGCUUCGAGGGAGACGAUGAAUAUGACUACUGGAAGGCUGAGGCUGGUCAGAAGAUGAGGAGGAGGAUGGGUUUGACUGAGAACCCCUUGGACGGCAUCGAAGCUAGGACUUGGAAGUCGCAAUACAUGUUCCAGUACUUCCUCAAGGUCGUUUCUACCCGAUUCCGCACUCUUGAUGGCCAAACUGUCAACACCCAUCAGUACAGUACCACUUCAUUCGAACGAGACCUCGGCGAGGGUAUGAACCAAGAUGACGGUGGUAUUCGCGUCCAGCACGGCGUCAGUGGCCUGCCUGGUGCAUUCUUCAACUACGAAAUCUCCCCCAUUCAAGUAGUUCACGCCGAAUCACGGCAGAGCUUUGCUCACUUCCUCACAUCAACCUGCGCUGUCAUUGGAGGAGUCCUCACCGUCGCUGCUCUCGUCGACAGUGCGCUAUUCGUGACUGCCAAGGCCAUCAAGAAAUCUGGAGGCUCCUCGUCAUCGGGGAAACGCAUCUAA